This is a messenger RNA of Boeremia exigua, 195 nucleotides long. RefSeq lists its product as uncharacterized. Lineage: Eukaryota; Fungi; Ascomycota; Dothideomycetes; Pleosporales; Didymellaceae. The transcript has a single exon. Bases 1 to 195 code for a protein of 64 amino acids. The record is from RefSeq and is a predicted model, not a curated record.
AUGUACGACUUUACUCAGAUCGAAUACAGAUGUUGCCAUCUUCGCUAUAUUGUGCGAUCAUGGUGUGUAACAUAUCAAGAAAGUCACACCCGGUGUCCUCUUAGUGUUGCAAUGUAUGCGAUAAACUUCAAUCGCCAUGAACAAGCUGACCGUUGCUCUAGAGAGUAUAGACUUGCUGAGGACUGUGGUCAGUAG